Metarhizium acridum CQMa 102 is the source of this 1635-nucleotide messenger RNA. The record is from RefSeq and is a predicted model, not a curated record. NCBI's taxonomy places the organism in Eukaryota, Fungi, Ascomycota, Sordariomycetes, Hypocreales, Clavicipitaceae.
AUGGCCUCUUCCUUUUCUUUCCUUUUCCUUCUCCCACAGGUCUCUCGUCUGGUUCUACGGGGGUUUGCUAAGCUGACGAGUAAGCUAGAACUUACCCGGCUUCCGCACGAUGUUCCACAUGCCCACGAUGAUGAAUGGUGGGAGCCCAAAUCGACGGUUGAGCCGUUGGUCGAUUACUGGUUGGGGGAGACUUCAUGGCGCGAACGAGAAGCCGAGUUCAACACCAGCAUCCCUCAGUUUCGAAUCACGAUCCGGACGGCAUCCUCCGACAGCCCUGUCCGGCUGCACUUUAUUCAUUCACGUUCUGCACACGCCAACGCGGUUCCCUUACUCCUGAUACCUCCGUUUCCAUUUACAAACCUGUCCCUAAAGCACGCUAUCAGUGCCUUUACUACUGUCAACGACCCGGCCAGGGACAUUCCCUUCCAUUUGGUUAUCCCAUCGCUGCCGGGUCUGGGGUUUAGCGACCCGAUUACGAGCAACAAACGCAUGAUCUCGCUUAUUGCCGAAAUGCUCGACACGUUAAUGCGGCGCAUCGGGUAUAUCCAUUAUCUUGCAACAAACGCUGCUCCAUCGCCGAAUUCCGUUUCUGACAUUGACUGGCGAGUCAUUAACCAUGUUGCCACAUCCCAUCCGGACUCUUGCCUUGGCGUCCAUUUCGUAUCGCCGGCGUUUAAACAACCAACAUUGCAAAACGCCCCGCUGGAAUGGAUCAAGUGGAAAACAGUCAUGGUAUUUUCGAAACCUGUGCUGGGGUAUUCUCAAGACGAUAUUACUGCUUUUCGGCACCAAGACAAGCCGAACCGAGGGCCACUUGAUAAUCCCGGGCUGCGUGUAAAUAAAGUCUUUGAGCCGAAUACCCUUUCUUAUGCGCUGUGCGACUCACCGACGGGGCUAUUAUUGUUUAUCCUCAUGGUGUUGAGAAUGCUGGGCCCUAGACACCAGCUUUCGAAAAGAGAGAUUAUCGAGAUGGCUGAACUGACGUGGCUGCCCGGACCGGAAGGGACCAUUAGGCUCUUAGCACAUAGUGUGUCGGCUACGGAUGAUUUGAAGACGGGUCCCAAAAAGCCCACGGUUGGAAUUACGGUGUUUGAGGACAACCGGAACCAGAUGGAUGACCAAGAGUCGAGUGCUGCUGUUCCUGUGCCACGCCCAUAUGUCCAUACCUGUAGAGGCUGGGGACGGAGAAGCUACAACAUUGUUUCGUGGCAACGUGUACCGGGCAGUCCUGGACUGCUGAUAUGGGAGAGACCAGAAGUGAUAGCUGCUGGCGUGAGAAGGUUGGCAGAGGCCAUUGUCGCCAAGGACGAUAGGCUUCAGAAAUCAACAGACUCCGGAGCAGCUCGGUCGGAUCAAGUCGCCGUCGGCGGAGAUGAGGCGACUCCGGGAGAGGUUUCGGACAUACCAUCCCAGACGCAGGACAUGCUGCACUUUGGUGCGGCGGCAGAGAAGAGGCCGAUUGCGGGACAGGGGCAAUUUGGUCAAGAUAUCAAGGCGAGAAGAAGACCGCAUACGCCAUUAUUUCCAUUGAUGGUGGAGCCGAGCCAGGACGCGGGUCCAGAUAUUGACGAGUUCAGCCCGAGUUCAAGUGCGGGAAGUCCUGAUACCAUUAGGCCGGUGAGGGGUCUUGCUUAG